UUGCCUACAUACACCAUUAUUAAUUAUAGUAUUAUUUUUCUUUCGAUACAAAAAUCUCCAUUUUUUGUGUUAUCAAAGCAUGCUUUCAAUAUUUCAAUCUAGAUUGACUGGUUUAGACUCUGUACUCAAUUUACAAACCACUUGCCUUAGCAACAAAAACAAACAGAGAUGGCAUAUGGCUUUUGCUACUAUCUAUUGUUCCAGGGCCUUCUCUGCUUGCUUGGAAGCCAACAAAAAGAAAAAGGUAUCCCCUAUUCUUCCUUCUAACCCAGUCGUUGUCAUCGAUGUUUUUGAACCUCCACACCCCUGUUUCAGCAACAUUGAUAAGUCAAGCCUCACCCAACUUGUCAACAAGAAAAAUCUAACCCAGCUUGUUGAAAAAUAUGAUGGAGUUGAAGGUUUAGCUUCUUCCCUCAAAACCAAUUUGGAGCAUGGAAUAAAUGGCGACGACGAAGAAGAUAUUUCAAGCAGGCACGAAGCUUUUGGCACCAACACAUAUCAAAGCCCUCCCACGAAAGGUUUCUAUCGUUUCGUGUGGGAGGCUUUGAAAGAUACUACUCUUAUAAUCCUUUUAGUAUGUGCAGCACUGUCACUUGGAUUUGGCAUAAAAGAAAAUGGGCUGAAAGAAGGGUGGUAUGAUGGAGGAAGCAUAUUUGCUGCUGUCUUUCUAGUCAUAGCAGUCUCAGCCAGAAGUAAUUUCAAGCAGAAUAGGCAAUUUCUCAAAUUAUCUAAAGUUAGCAACAAUAUCCUAAUUGACGUUGUGAGAAAUGGCAGGCGGCAACAAGUUUCGAUUUUUGAAAUUGUUGUUGGAGAUGUUGUUUGCUUGAAGAUUGGAGACCAGGUUCCAGCUGAUGGGUUGUUCAUAGAUGGUCACUCGCUACAAGUUGAUGAAUCAAGCAUGACAGGCGAAAGUGAAAAUGUAGGGGUAAAUUUCACUCAAAAUCCAUUCUUGUUUUCUGGUACCAAGGUGGCUGAUGGGUUUGGCCGAAUGCUUGUCACAUCGGUUGGCAUGAACACAACAUGGGGUGAGAUGGUGAGUACAAUCAGCUGCGACACCAAUGAGCAGACGCCUUUACAAGCUCGACUCAACAAGCUAACCUUGGCCAUAGAUAAGGUUGGUUUGGUGGUUGCUUUCCUAGUUCUUAUAGUGCUGUUGGUUCGCUACUUCACAAGGAAUACAAAAGAUGUGAAUGGAAAUACAGAGUUCAAUGGAAGCAAGACGAAAGUUAAUGAAAUUAUCAAUUCUGUUGUGGGGAUUGUAGCUGUUGCAGUAACUAUUGUAGUUGUUGCGAUUCCUGAAGGCUUACCAUUCGUUGUCACACUUACUUUGGCUUAUUCCAUGAAGAGAAUGAUGGCUGAUCAGGCAAUGGUACGAAAGCUCUCUGCUUGUGAAACAAUGGGUUCUGCCACCGUCAUAUGUACUGACAAAACCGGGACCCUCACACUCAACCAGAUGAAGGUGACAAAGUUCUGGCUCGGCCAAGAAUCUAUGGAGGAAAGAGGUUCAACUUCAAUUUCAGACAAUGUUCUUGAAUUUCUCCACCAAGGUGUCAGUUUCAAUACCACAGGUUCUGUUUACAAGUCCACUUCAGGAUCUGAGUUUGAGUUCUCUGGCAGCCCCACCGAAAAGGCAAUUCUUUCUUGGGCUGUCUUGGAGCUAAACAUGGAUAUGGAGAAACUAAAGCAGAGUUGUACAAUUCUCCAUGUUGAAGCCUUCAAUUCAACAAAGAAAAGAAGUGGCGUUUCAAUAAGGAAGAAGGAUGGCAAUACGAUCAACGUCCAUUGGAAAGGGGCUGCAGAGAUGGUACUUGCAAUGUGUUCCCAUUACUAUGAUUUCUUUGGGAAAAUUAAGGUCUUGGAUGAUGUUGAAAGGAUGAAAUUUGAUCAAAUGAUUCAAGGUAUGGCGGCAAGCAGCCUUCGAUGCAUCGCUUUUGCUCAUAAACAAGUUCAAGAAGAAGAGAAUGAAGGUGAAAAAGUGAACAAAAUUUUGAAGGACAACAACUUGACCCUUUUGGGAUUGGUAGGUAUAAAGGAUCCGUGUCGACCUGAAGUGAAGAAAGCUGUGGAAGCUUGUCAAUAUGCUGGAGUGAACAUCAAAAUGAUCACUGGCGACAAUGUUUUCACUGCUAGAGCUAUAGCCACUGAAUGCGGGAUACUUGAGCCUGAUCAAUACAUAAAUAGUGGAGCAGUGGUAGAAGGUGAGGAAUUUCGCAAUUACACGCCAGAGGAGCGAUUGGAGAAAGUUGAUAAAAUCUGUGUGAUGGCAAGAUCUUCCCCAUUCGAUAAACUUCUUAUGGUGCAAUGCCUGAAACAGAAAGGCCAUGUUGUGGCAGUUACUGGUGAUGGCACAAAUGAUGCACCAGCAUUGAGGGAAGCUGAUAUUGGUCUUUCUAUGGGAAUUCAAGGGACUGAGGUGGCUAAAGAGAGCUCAGACAUUGUCAUUUUGGACGAUAACUUUGGUUCUGUAGUCACGGUCUUGAAGUGGGGAAGAUGUGUUUACAACAACAUCCAAAAAUUCAUCCAAUUCCAGCUCACUGUGAACGUUGCUGCCCUUGUCAUCAACUUUGUUGCAGCAGUUUCAUCUGGUCAAGUCCCACUUACAGCGGUCCAGUUAUUGUGGGUAAACUUGAUCAUGGACACGUUGGGUGCAUUAGCUCUAGCCACAGAGAAGCCCUCCAAGGAGCUCAUGGAAAAACCACCUGUAGGUCGGACUAAGCCACUCAUCACCAACAUUAUGUGGAGGAACUUGCUAGCUCAAGCAUUCUACCAGGUAGCUGUGCUAUUGACCUUACAAUUCAGAGGCAAAUCAAUCUUUGGGGCGAAUACAAAUGUCAACGACACACUGAUCUUCAAUACUUUCGUGCUUUGCCAAGUUUUCAAUGAAUUCAAUGCAAGGAAGCUCAAGAAGAAGAAUGUUUUCAAGGGAAUACACAGGAGCAAGUUGUUUUUGGCAAUCAUUGGGAUAACCAUUGUUCUUCAAGUGGUUAUGGUGGAAUUCUUGAAGAAAUUUGCGAGCACAGAGAGGUUGAAUUGGAGGCAAUGGGCAGUAUGUAUUGGAUUUGCUGCAGUAUCUUGGCCGAUUGGUUGGCUUGUGAAGUGCAUACCUGUUCCAGAGAAACCAUUUUUCAGCUACCUCAAAUGGAGCUAUACAAAAAAACUUGUAUAUAUGAAUAUUUGAUAUGUCAUUGGUGUUUCUACA
Camellia sinensis is the source of this 3199-nucleotide messenger RNA. The record is from RefSeq and is a predicted model, not a curated record. Lineage: Eukaryota; Viridiplantae; Streptophyta; Magnoliopsida; Ericales; Theaceae.